AAUUGAGCGAGAGAGAGAGAGAAAAUCACAGCACAGGCAGAUAGACAGCAACAGACACGAAGCGGGGAUUUGAGAUAGGACCAAAUAGACUGAAGAGGGAGUUGGCGAGAGAGAGAGGGUCAAUACGGGGACAUAUUGAUUUGAGGAAUAUUGCGUCAAAAUCGGUUAGAAUAACUCUGUGUUCCCUGAGUGACGGGAAGGGAGAUAACACACGCACGCACACACACCGUCCGGAGUCCGAAAAUGGAGGGCAUGGCAUAUGGAGCUGGGAAGGCUGGAGGUGCUUUCAACCCUAUAACGUUCUUCCAGCAGCCACACACCAUCCUCCGGAUCCUCUCGUGGUUUUUCUCUAUUGUGAUCUUUGGUUCGAUAGCCAACGAGGGUUACGUGAACCGACCGGACGAGGCCCAGGAGUUCUGUAUUUUCAACAGGAACCAGAAUGCGUGUAACUAUGGACUCUUCAUGGGAACCUUGGCCUUCCUCUGCUGUCUGGUCUUCCUGGCCCUGGAUGUCUACUUCCCACAGAUCAGCUCCGUCAAGGACCGCAAGAAGGCUGUACUGGCAGACGUAGGGGUUUCAGCAUUCUGGUCCUUCAUGUGGUUCGUGGGGUUCUGUUUCCUGACCAACCAAUGGCAGGUGGCAAAGCUGGAGGACAACCUGAGGGAGGGAGGGGAUGCCGCUCGUGGCAUCACCUUCGCCUUCUUCUCCAUAUUCACCUGGGCAGUCAACCCCCUGGGCGCCGAAGACGUGGAUGUCGAUUAA
Oncorhynchus masou masou (cherry salmon) is the source of this 762-nucleotide messenger RNA. RefSeq names its product synaptogyrin-1-like. Gene Ontology annotation, cellular component: neuromuscular junction; synaptic vesicle membrane. NCBI's taxonomy places the organism in Eukaryota, Metazoa, Chordata, Actinopteri, Salmoniformes, Salmonidae. The record is from RefSeq and is a predicted model, not a curated record.